This is a messenger RNA of Hemiscyllium ocellatum (epaulette shark), 2998 nucleotides long. Its product is annotated as mitogen-activated protein kinase kinase kinase kinase 5-like. Gene Ontology annotation, molecular function: ATP binding; MAP kinase kinase kinase kinase activity. Gene Ontology annotation, biological process: protein phosphorylation. NCBI's taxonomy places the organism in Eukaryota, Metazoa, Chordata, Chondrichthyes, Orectolobiformes, Hemiscylliidae. Bases 101 to 2773 code for a protein of 890 amino acids. The transcript is spliced from 32 exons. The record is from RefSeq and is a predicted model, not a curated record.
GAACACGUGAAUACAAGAAGAGCUUUAGUUCAGCUGCUGUCGGAGCAGAGAGUGCGAGAAAGUAUGAAAUGUGCUCACUGUUGGUGCUGAUGGUCGAACAAUGAGCUCAAAUCAGGUAGCUUUGGAUAUCUCUUCGAAAAACCCACAAGAUGACUUUGAGAUCAUACAGAGGGUUGGCGGAGGAACCUAUGGGGAGGUGUACAAGGCAAGACACAAACAGACUGGGAAUCUGGCUGCAGUAAAGCUCAUCAAAAUGGAACCCGAUGAUGACUUUUCAGUUAUCCAGCAAGAGAUCAUUAUGGUGAAAUCCUGUACACAUCAAAAUAUAGUCGCUUAUUACGGAAGCUAUAUCAGGUCCAACAAGUUAUGGAUUUGUAUGGAAUACUGCGGAGGAGGAUCACUGCAGGAUAUUUACCAUGUAACUGGCCCACUCUCUGAGUUGCAGAUUGCUUACAUCAGCAGAGAGACACUACAGGGCUUGGAAUAUCUACACAAUCAGGGGAAGAUACACCGAGAUAUCAAGGGAGCAAAUAUUCUUAUCAAUGACAAUGGAGAUGUAAAAUUAGCUGAUUUUGGGAUUUCGGCUCAAAUCACUGCCACAUUUGCACGAAGAAUGUCCUUCAUUGGAACACCGUACUGGAUGGCUCCUGAAGUUGCUGCUGUGGAGUUCAAAGGUGGCUAUAAUGAGCUGUGUGACAUCUGGGCAGUUGGCAUCACUGCUAUCGAACUGGCUGAACUGCAGCCCCCAAUGUUUGAUGUUCAUCCUUUGAGAGUGCUCUUUCUAAUGUCCAAAAGUGGUUACCAGCCACCCAAGUUAAAGGAUAAAGCAAAAUGGAGCGCGGCAUUCCACAAUUUUGCCAAGUUGACAUUAACAAAGAAUCCAAAAAAGAGGCCAGCUGCCAGCAAGAUGCUAACGCACCAGUUUGUGGCACAGCCUGGCCUCAGUCGGGUCCUGGUUCAUGAACUAAUUGACAAGCUGCGGAAUCCAGAGAAACACACCAGCCUCCAAGAGUUGGAUGAAGAUGACCUUGAGGUACGUUACACUCCACCUCCUGCUGUCCCACGUAGGAUUCACUCAACUAAUCGGCAUUCAAAAGCAGAAAGAACAAGCUCAGAAAUAAAGUUUCACAAGAUUCAGUUUGAACAAGCCAUACAGAGGGAAGAAUCCUGGCAGAAUAAGGAUCAAUCUGUGGACCAGAAUUCAAUGUCCUCACAAAGUGUGUCUGUUUCUGGGAGGAAGGACAGGGAGAAGCAAUCGGAUUCAGAUGAUGAUUAUGAUGAUGUUGCUGUGCUGAUGGGGACGCUACAGAAUGAUAUCCCUCCACCAUUACCCCCCAAGCCAAAGUUCCGGAGCAGUUCUGAGGACAGCAUUCCUGACGAAGAGAAGAUGAAGACAGUGGACCAUCACCCACAUUGCCAACGCCUGCCAGUCACGCUGGUCCGGUGCUCCAGUGGCCCAUCGGCAGCCAAAGCUCCCAAACAACCCCCUCCCGGAGGCUCCAAGAGCCCAAUCCAUUCUGCUGUCAACAGCAGUGGUUCAGAUCCCAGCAAUUGGACGAGUCACUUGGCCAAGGACAUUGGAGGAACGCCGCCAGUAUUACCACGCAGGAAAGAAAGGAAAGACAGGCCGGUACCUCAUGACACUGAUGUCCCGUCAGUUCAAAGAGUGCAGGUGGAGGUUCCAUUAGUGAAAGUGUUUAAUGGCUGUCCACUGAAGAUUAACUGUGUAACAUCAUGGAUACACCCCAACACCAGAGCCAAGCACUUGAUAUUGGGAUCAGAGGAAGGGAUUUAUACCCUAAAUCUAAAUGAACUGCAGGAAGCCAUACUAGAACAGUUGUAUCCAGGCCGCUGCACUUGGCUCUACGUCAUCAGUAACGUAUUAAUCAGCAUCUCUGGAAAGACACUGCAGUUACACUCACACAGCCUGCUGGGACUGUACGAACAGGCCAAGAAGGAACAGAGGUCAAUGGUUCACAUACCAACACACCGACUUUUACCCAGGAAGAAUGCAACAACCAGUAAGAUUCCAGACACCAAAGGCUGUAGGAAAUGUUCUGUUGUGCGAAACUCCCCAACAGGAUGUUGCUAUCUUUGUGGAGCAUUGGAGUCCAGUAUCGUUCUCUUGCAGUGGUAUGAGCCCAUGCAUAAAUUCAUGCUCAUUAAGCACUUUGACUUUCCACUGCCUAAUCCACUUCGAAUUUUGGAAACGCUAGUGAUUCCAGGUCAGGAGUAUCCAAUGGUUUGUGUUGGGGUCAGCACAAAACAUUCCUCCAACAAGGUUGUAGAAUUCCAGACGAUAAAUCUCAAUUCUUCCUCAUCCUGGUUCACAGAUCUGGGAACAGCAGCUCUGCAGGAGGAGUUUGUUCACGUGAGUCAACUGGACGAAGACAUGGUACUUGUGUGCAUUGGCCAAAAUAUAAAAAUUGUAAAUAUUCAAGGAUACCUCAAGUUGAAUAAGGAGCUGGUCCCAGAGGUGACGUUUGAUGUUCCAGUGGAAUCAGUCGUCUGCUUCUCCGACAGCGUCCUGGGAUUUUGGAAACAUGGGAUGCAGCGGAAGAGUUUCAGGUCCUGUGAGAUUUUUGAGGAGAAAUCAGAACACAGUCGACUUUAUCGUUUUUUGGGAGCUGACAGCUGCAGACUGGUGAUCUUUGAAACCAGGCUGACCGAUGACCCCACCUCCCACAGCAAUCUCUACACUAUGCAAGUGCCAGAGAACCCGUUGUGCAAGAUGGGAGCCGUGCACUCAGAUGGGGCCACAGCCCGUCAAUGACGCCAAUCUCAUGGGCAAAACAGGAUUUUUAGCAGCAGGACAAGGCUUAAAAGAGAAGAUAUUUAAUAUUUCUGACCACUCUGCUUACUAUGUUGGGUGUGGGUUAAAGGUUUGUCCUUGACUGCUGAAUCUACAUUACAGUUUGAAUGUGCCCUUGUAUUAUAGCAACAUCUUCUAAUUCAAUACCAUGUAAAGCUUGAAUGAUGAAUAUUCUAAAGUAGAAUU